Molecule: messenger RNA, 2136 nt
Organism: Cryptomeria japonica (Japanese cedar)
Lineage: Eukaryota; Viridiplantae; Streptophyta; Pinopsida; Cupressales; Cupressaceae
Product: probable amidase At4g34880
Exons: 5
Coding region: 354-1925 (523 amino acids)
Source: RefSeq, a predicted model, not a curated record
GCUUUCUGUGUCGAGGGGAGAAAAAACUUGACUUUCUUUAGUGCUGUGUGCACUGAACACUUAUUCAACGUUUGCUUCAUCUCUAUUGCUUUUAAUCCACAACUUCACUUUGCCAAAUUCAAAACAACUAAUUGACUGAUAAGACAUUAAUUCCAUCAAAACUGUUGGAUUAGACCUCAUUCGUCGCAGAGCAUAUGCAAUCACAGAGAAAGGAUGUGCUUCCUCCUCAACAGCUCGUUCUACAGAUAAUGCUUAGCCACAUCCAAACCAAUAAAUUGGCUGCUAAAGGUUUUGUUUCAAUUAGAGCUUCUGGAUGUUCUCGGUGAAGCGUUGGCCCUCAUUAAGCUUAGAACAUGCCCAAUUACAGAGAAAGGAUGUGCCGCCUCUUCUUACAGUUCUAUUUGCUGAUACUGUUUUUUUCUCAUAACAAUUGUCAGAAUGCUAAUGCUUUCAGUCAUCAUUCUUUCCACAUGGAGGAAGUAACCAUUCCACAAAUUCAAUCAGAAUUCCAGGCAGGCAGGCUUAAUUCAACAAGCCUUGUACAAUUCUAUCUCCACCAUAUUAAAAAACUUAACCCACAACUCCAUGCUGUUAUUGAAGUGAAUCCUGAUGCUCUACUGCUGGCUGAGAAAGCAGAUGCAGGGAGGGUAAGUGCAGGAGGAGUUCUCCUUGGUAGUCUCCAUGGAAUCCCUGUACUAGUCAAGGACAACAUUGCUUCCAAGGAUAAGCUCAACACCACUGCAGGCUCCUUUGCCCUCUUGGGUUCGAAGGUCCCAAGAGAUGCAGGUGUUGUAUCGAAGCUCAGGAAGGCAGGAGCUAUAAUUUUGGGCAAGGCUAGCUUGAGUGAAUGGGCGAAUUUCAGGUCUUUCAAUGCACCCGAUGGAUGGAGCGGCAGAGAAGGUCAACCUAAGAAUCCAUAUGUGUUUACAACUGAUGUGUGCGGAUCAAGCACUGGAUCAGCAGUGGGAGUGUCAGCAAACAUGGUAGCAGUGUCAUUAGGGACGGAGACGGAUGGCUCAAUUCUCUGCCCAUCUAGUCUCAACAGUGUUGUGGGAAUUAAGCCUACAGUUGGACUUACUAGCAGGGCCGGAGUGAUUCCCAUUUCACACACACAAGAUACUGUGGGACCAAUUUGCAGAACUGUAACAGAUGCCGUUUACUUAUUAGAUGAGAUUGUUGGGUAUGAUGUUUACGAUCACAAAGCUACAAGGAGUGCAGCUCAGUUUAUUCCGAAAGGUGGGUAUAAGCAAUUCCUCAAGACAGGAGGGCUCCAGGGAAAGAGGCUGGGUAUAGUUCGAAACCCGAAUUUAUCACCUGCAUCCGCGGUAGCAAUAUCUUUUGAGAAGCAUCUAGCAACUAUGAGGAAGAAAGGGGCAACUUUAGUGGAAAACCACAUUUUCAGUAAUUUUUUGAAUUUAGGCGGCGAUGCUGAGGAAAUUGUGCUAGGAUACGAGUUCAAACAUGAUCUAAAAAUCUACCUUUCAGGGCUCUUGCAGUCUCCUGUUCGCACAUUAGCUGACAUCAUCUCCUUCAAUAAACAACAUCCUAAGGAGGAAAAACUUUCUGAGUAUGGACAAGAGAGAUUCCUCCAGUCUCAGAACACAUCUGGCUUGAAAGCACAGCCUUAUAAAAAAGCACUAAAGAUAGAUCGCAUGCUCACAAAAACUGGAAUUGAAAAGGUAUUAAAAAGCUAUAAACUACACGCUCUGGUGUCCAUGAAUCUUCAGAUUUCAAGUGUUCUAGCCAUUGCAGGAUAUCCUGGUAUCAGUGUACCUGCAGGCUACGAUACAAAGGGGGUUCCCUUCGGCAUAAUUUUUGGAGGAGGACGAGGCUCAGAGACCACUCUCAUUGAGAUUGCCUAUGCUUUUGAACAGGCAACUAAAGUGAGGAAGGUUCCUUCGUUGAGCACACAAAGAAACUAUUAGUUCUCUUUUCUUUAGAAAAUAUAGCAAAAUUCCUUACAUCGACAAAAGUGUCCAAGCUUCCCUGGCGUCAUUAUUAUUUCCAAUGUCUGCCCCAAUGAGAAUUUUUAUUUUGUGCAGGCUGGCUGCUUAAGAUACAAUAAAUAAAUUGGCACACUCUGUAACUAGCAUUACUUAUAAACUUUUAUAUAAGUUCAACUAGAUUUUGCCUCCA